This is a messenger RNA of Carassius gibelio (silver crucian carp), 2220 nucleotides long. RefSeq names its product C3a anaphylatoxin chemotactic receptor. Gene Ontology annotation, molecular function: G protein-coupled receptor activity; complement receptor activity. Gene Ontology annotation, biological process: phospholipase C-activating G protein-coupled receptor signaling pathway; complement receptor mediated signaling pathway; inflammatory response. NCBI's taxonomy places the organism in Eukaryota, Metazoa, Chordata, Actinopteri, Cypriniformes, Cyprinidae. Gene Ontology annotation, cellular component: plasma membrane. The coding region runs from base 202 to 1212 and encodes 336 amino acids. The record is from RefSeq and is a predicted model, not a curated record. The transcript has 2 exons.
ACUAGGCCACAACUUCCCCUACGUCGUUAAAAGGAACUUAAAAUUGCACAACAGAUUUCUGCAAAAGCAUAUUUCUCUUUUUACUCCAUCCCACCAUCACAUUUUUAAUAAGUAAAGGGGAAUUUAUCAUUAGCUGUUCACUGUCAACUGAUAAGAGAACAUGCAAAGAGGUUUUAUGAGCUUCAACACAGACUGAAGAAAAUGACAGGAACUACUUUUGGACAUCAAAAUGUGACCAGUUUCACAACAGACAAUUCUACCAUGCAGGCAGAGGACUUUUCGGGCAUUAAAGUCUUCAAAAUAUGCAUUUACUUGGCAAUCUCUGUCGUAGGUCUCAUCGGGAACGGGCUUGUAAUAUUUGUGACCGGCUACAAAAUGAAGACAACUGUCAACUCCAUUUGGUUGCUCAACUUGGCGAUUGCAGACUUCAUCUUCUCUUUAACUCUAUUCAUAAGAUUCAUUUUAGCCUUAUGCAAGCUGGUUUGUCACUUUGGUGACUUCAUAUGGAAGUUUCUCCUAUUUAUGAUUUACUUAAACAUGUUUGCCAGCAUUUUUCUGCUGACGACUAUCAGUCUGGACCGAUGCCUUUGCACAUGGAUGGUUGUGUGGAGUCGGAACAAUCGAACCCUGUUCAAAGCUAGAAUCAUCAGCAAGGUUGUGUGGGUUUUAUCUAUCAGCUGCAGCAUCCCCGCAGUCAUCAAUCACGCAACAGCAAUGCCUGAAGUACACGGUAAAAAUACAACUUUUAUAAAAUCCUACAAGUCUUUGGUCACAUUUAGGUUCAUAGUGGGCUUCUUCAUCCCCUUCCUGGUCAUUGCAUCUUCAUAUAUAAGUAUCGGCAUCCGUGUAAAAAGCCUCAAAAAGAGGAUGCAGUUCAGGUCUUACCGGGUCAUUAUAGCUCUGGUCCUGGCCUUUUUUAUAUGCUGGCUUCCUUUUCAUAUCCAAGAGUUUUAUGACAUAAGUGCAAAGGAGAAUCAGUGGAGUGAGUCUGCUAAGGAUGUUUUAUUACAAACAAAAGCUGUAGUGAACUGCCUGGCUUUUCUAAGCAGCUGUCUGAACCCCAUUCUCUACGUGUUCAUGUGUGAUGAGUAUAAGAAGAAGCUCAAACAGUCUCUGCUGCUAGUGCUGGAGACGGCUUUUGCUGAGGAUCAUCAGGACUUCAAAGUCUCAAACCAAACAGAAGACGUCGCUAUCUCUGUGCUUGCCAGCUGACACGAUGAAAAACCAAGCCAUUAAAAUGAUCUAGGCAUUCAUGAAUCUGCUUCCUUACCUUGAUAGCCGCACUUUUAUGACUUAUACAAAUGAGGUUGAAUAAAAUAUACAACCAUAAACUGCAUUAUACGAGUGGAAAAGUUGAAUCAAUGCUCAGUCUGUUCUAUUUUGGGAGAAAAUAUUUUGAAACUCUGCUUAAAUCUUGUUGGCUAUUUUAAUGCAACAUUGUCUCAUGUAAUACAUUAUAUGGAAUAAUACCUAUUUUUCCCAAAUGAGGGGCCCUUUUAUACUGAGAAAUGUAAUUUCAUGGUGAAUGUGAUUUCCCCAAAUACAAUGUAUUCCUGGAUCAACAUCCCAAUCAACCAAUCAGAUUUUAAGGAUAAAUUUACAACAAGUGUUAUGUGCUUCUGUACCCUUGUUAUUAUAAUUUGUUAACUAUAAUUUCCCUCUGUUUUUUGGCACAAAUUAUGGGUAGCGGAAGGGUUAGUUCUAUGUUUUUGGACAGUAAUGUUGUUCCAGGAUCAAGAAGAAACUAGAUUUUGCUAAUUUGAUUCUAAUUGACACUGGACUGGUUCUCUUUUGCAAGCAUUCAAAAAUGAGUCAGAGAUGUACCAAAUUGUGUGUUCCAAACACUGAGAGUCCUGCAUGGAAAUGUUUAAAUAAUAACAAAGUAAAAAUGUAAUUCUUAAAAGCAAGAUGUUCGAUUAAGAUGUUAAAAUUAAGAUGAUGUUUAAUUAUAUUAAAUCUUGCUUUUGCCAUCAGUCAUUUCACCUGUUCUCACUGUAUCACAUAGGUCAGGUUUUCAGCCUGAUAAGAGGUAGCUGGCCAAGACACAUCAGUCGGGUUCCCCAUCUACUGUAGCUUAAGUUUCCACUGCGUUCACACAGGUGUUUUCUUCAGUGACAAUGAAGCACAUAUGAAAGCAUAUACUUUAUAAACAAUCAUGUUGUCAUUUUCAUUAGAAAAUGUAUCUUUCAGUUUAAUAAAUUUUCCAGUUCAUGUGGCAAA